This is a messenger RNA of Scutellospora calospora, 435 nucleotides long. NCBI's taxonomy places the organism in Eukaryota, Fungi, Glomeromycota, Glomeromycetes, Diversisporales, Gigasporaceae. The record is from the annotation of a GenBank genome assembly.
UAUAAAGCCAAAACAAUAAAACAAGCAGUUGAUAGAAUUAAUAGAUAUAUUAAUAAAAAUGAAGCAAUUCAUGGCUUUAAUUUACAUAACAAAUAUCAGUUUUCUGAUUUGUAUGAUAUUUUAAAUAGUAAAAUAAAAGAUCUUCAAGAAAAAAGGUUAGGAAUUCAAGGUAGUGAUGCAUAUCAAAUAAGAUUACUAUCUGAUUCACUUGGCACUUUUGGUCUUCAAGAUAAUAGUAUUUGGUAUUCUAAAACUUAUUGCAAUUUAAAUAAAGUAGAAAAUUUUAUGAGAGAUAUUGAACAAAAAGUAAAAGUAAAACUUCCAGAUAGAAUUUUAACAAACUAUUUUAGAAGGAAAACUGCAGCUCAGAUACUUCAGAAUGCAAAUAUACUAGAAGAUACUAUUAUAGAUAUUAUAAGACACAAAAGUUCAUAA